This is a messenger RNA of Priceomyces carsonii, 1845 nucleotides long. Its product is annotated as phosphoribomutase. The coding region runs from base 1 to 1845 and encodes 614 amino acids. Gene Ontology annotation, molecular function: magnesium ion binding; phosphopentomutase activity. Gene Ontology annotation, cellular component: nucleus. The transcript has a single exon. Lineage: Eukaryota; Fungi; Ascomycota; Pichiomycetes; Serinales; Debaryomycetaceae. The record is from RefSeq and is a predicted model, not a curated record. Gene Ontology annotation, biological process: carbohydrate metabolic process; purine ribonucleoside salvage.
AUGUAUGGAAAAGAUGACGUGGAGAGAAUUCAGCGACUCGCUGAUGAUUGGCUUUCAAUUGAUAUGAAUGCUAAAUCAAAGGAGGAAAUUCAAAAGUUACUACAGCAGCAUGACUAUGAGACCUUAGAUAAGAAAAUGUCCAAAAGAAUAGCUUUUGGAACAGCAGGAUUGAGAGGGUCUAUGUGUUCUGGAUUUGCAAAUAUGAAUGAUGUAACUAUUCUACAAGCGUCGCAGGGAUUGGUUAGUUAUUUGGAGAAUUCUAAUCGGGGGUCCCAAUUGUCUAUUGUGAUUGGGUAUGAUCAUAGAUAUCAUUCACAAAGAUUUGCAGAAAUAACAGCAAGCGUGGCAAUUACGAAAGGCUUCAAGGUAUUCUACUUGGGAUCUAUUGAUGUGCUCUCCGAUGAGUCGUUGCAACAUGGCACUUCUGAGUCAAACUUUGAUCUGUGUGUUCAUACACCAUUGGUCCCUUUUGCAAUAGAUUACUUCAAGGCUUCGGCUGGAGUAAUGGUAACGGCCUCACACAACCCAGCACAGGAUAACGGUUUCAAGGUCUAUUAUUCUAACGGUUGCCAAAUAAUUCCACCAUAUGAUACUGAUAUAGCAAUAGCCAUUGACGAAAAUUUACUGCCAUGGUAUGAUCUUAAUGUUUGGGAUGUUGAAGAUAACUUUGCAAAAGGUAUAAAACGAAACUUACUCCAGGCUGUAAAAGAAGAAACUACGGAGGCGUAUUUACAACAUGUCAACAAGAAUUUAAUCAUUAGCGAUAGUAUCAAUUUCAAAUUUAUUUACACACCAAUGCAAGGGAUCGGAUUAGAUAUAUUUGAGAAAGCUUUUAAACUCUUCAAAGGAGGUAGUUAUAAAGCCGUCAAAGAGCAAGCAAGUCCAGACCCUGCAUUCUCCACCGUCGCUUUUCCAAAUCCAGAAGAGAAGGGCGCAUUAAAUUUAUCAAUCAAGACAGCGGACUCUUUUGGUUACAAUCUAGUCCUAGCAAACGAUCCGGACGCAGAUAGAUUUAGUAUCGCCGUGAAAACUGAUCAUAAAUGGAGACAAUUGACUGGAAAUGAAAUUGGCUUUUUGUUUGCUAUGUAUGUAAUUGAGUGCUUUCCGAAAAGUGAAUUACUGAAAGUCUAUCUCUUAAACUCUACGGUUUCUUCUCAGGUUUUGGCAUCAAUCGCAGAAGUCGAGGGCUGCAAUUACCAAGAUACGCUCACUGGGUUCAAAUGGAUUGGUAACAAGGCCAUAGAUCUUAAAAAGGAAGGGUAUCUUGUUCCUUUUGCUUACGAGGAAGCAAUAGGUUUUAUGUUCGACGGAGUGAAUGACAAAGAUGGUAUCGCUGCUGCCGUUAUUUUUCUUCAACUUUAUCAAAAGUGGUGCAUUAACGACAAUAUCGAUUUGAUCAAAAGGUUGCAUAUUGGAUACGAGAAGUAUGGAUGGUUUAAAGAAUGUAACGGAUAUUACAAACUCAAAGACAAGAGUAGAACAGACGUUAUUUUUAACUUUAUUCGACUGUCAUACGACAAACAGCUGCCGGAGACUAUUGGCAACUUUAAAGUAUCUGAAUGGAGAGAUCUCACUAUUGGGUAUGAUACCACAACAAGCGACCACAUACCAGUUUUACCUAUAGAUCCCCAUUCUCAAAUGAUUACUGCAAAAUUAUUGGAUAGUAAUAUGGAUCAAGUGCGAUUUACAUGCAGAGGAUCAGGUACGGAGCCUAAAUUAAAAGUAUAUGUAGAAGGAAAAGCAGAAUCAGAGGAAGCUGCUCUAAAAAUUGCUCGGGAGUGCUGGACUACCCUUAGAGAUCUCUGGUUCAAGCCUAAAGAGAAUGGCUUGACUGAAGUAGUUUAG